Molecule: messenger RNA, 732 nt
Organism: Cydia fagiglandana
Lineage: Eukaryota; Metazoa; Arthropoda; Insecta; Lepidoptera; Tortricidae
Gene: Cpr66D
Product: cuticle protein 19.8
Exons: 5
Coding region: 67-732 (221 amino acids)
Cellular component (GO): extracellular matrix
Source: RefSeq, a predicted model, not a curated record
CCAUACGAUACGUGACGCGCGUGUGUUGUGGCCUUAUUUUUUACUUUUUAAAAAAAGUGUGUGAAAAUGUUGCGUAAGUGCGUGGCGUUGGCGGCAUUGGGGUGUGUUUUGGCGCAACAUCAGUAUCAAGUUCAACAACAGGAACAGCCAGAAAUCCCACCACACCUCCUGAGACAGUACUUGGGACAGCAAGCACCUGCGCAUACGCAGGUCAUCGCCCGCCCACAACCAGCACCCGCUAGACUGCCAUACCAAGUACAAGCCGAGCCUCAGUACCAGCAGUACCAACCAGCGCCUCAACAGUACAGACCCGCACCUCAACCUCAACCCCAGUACAGACCUCAACCUGCUCAGUACCAGCCCGCGAGACAACAGGACGCCCGCGAGCCUGAAGACUACGAUCCUCACCCAUCCUACCAGUUCGGUUUCGACGUGAACGACGACCAGUACACCAACUACCAGAACAGGAAGGAACAGAGGGACGGUGACGUCAUCAAGGGCUCGUACUCCGUCGUGGACAGCGAUGGCUUCGUCAGGACCGUCACGUACACCGCUGAUCCUAAGGAAGGCUUUAAGGCUGAGGUGUCCCGACAGCCCACCGACAUCGUAGUAAAGAUCCCCACGCCGAAACCCCAGCUGCAGACCCUACAGCCGCAACCCCAGCACCACCACCAGCCGCAACCCCAGCACCAGCAACAACAGCAGCCGCAGUACUACCGUUACCAACAGUAA